ACACAGCGUGUGGGGGGCCACAAAGACGGGCGAGAUUUGGGGACCUGCAGAUAUUCUCCCUCAGCCCCUACGUGGUGAACGUGACGGUGGUGAACCCCCUGGGCACUGCCUCCAGCCUCCUGCCCUUCCUCGUGGAUGAUGUCAUAAAGCCAGACCCUCCUGAGGACCUGCGGGUCUCACCCAUCCCUGGGGAGCCCACGAAGCUGCUGCUGGAGUGGAGCCCACCAGGGUCCUGGCCCUUCCCGGAGCACUUCCCACUGAAGUACCACAUCCGUUAUGCCCAGGAGGGCUCUGUCACCAAAACGAUCGGGCCACACGAGCGCACGUCGUACACCCUGACGGGACUGCGCCCCGGGACCCUCCACCACAUCCAGGUGGCCGCCAAAGCUGCCACGGACUCCGGGGAGCUCAGCGCCUGGAGCCUGCCGGCCCUGGGGACACCCCGGGAGGAGCCGUGA
Molecule: messenger RNA, 458 nt
Organism: Merops nubicus (carmine bee-eater)
Lineage: Eukaryota; Metazoa; Chordata; Aves; Coraciiformes; Meropidae
Gene: EBI3
Product: Epstein-Barr virus induced 3
Exons: 3
Biological process (GO): cytokine-mediated signaling pathway
Cellular component (GO): signaling receptor complex; external side of plasma membrane; membrane
Molecular function (GO): cytokine receptor activity; cytokine binding
Source: RefSeq, a predicted model, not a curated record